Molecule: messenger RNA, 1416 nt
Organism: Camponotus floridanus (Florida carpenter ant)
Lineage: Eukaryota; Metazoa; Arthropoda; Insecta; Hymenoptera; Formicidae
Exons: 5
Coding region: 639-1304 (221 amino acids)
Source: RefSeq, a predicted model, not a curated record
AAUUAAUCAGAACUUUUAUCUCUCAUUCAGUAGUUAUUUAUGGAAAGAGUUUUGUAGUGUAUAAUGUGCACUCACUCAGUCACUUAAGUAAGAAAUGUCAAGAGAUGGUACUAUGGAUAAUUUUAGUGCCUUUCGUUAUGAAAAUCGUCUAAAGUAAAUUAAAGAUUCCCUGAUGUCAUGCUAUAAACCGUUGCAGCAGAUAGCUAGACGUAAUCUAGGAAAGGAAAAAAUUAAAAUUAUUCUGGAUUCUAAGCCUAAAGUUUGUACUCUCUUUAAAACACUUUAUUGCAAAUGAAAUUAUUCGUGGCUACAAUAUCGUAAAGUUGUCAUUGGUAACCCAGACAGCACAUAACGCUGAAAGAUAUCUUUAAGAACUCUUUCUUAAGACGUCUUUUAGAACUGCGAAUAAGAUCUCUUAUAGACGUCAAUUUGAAGAAAUCUUUUUUCUGUCAUCAGAAAGACUUCUUAAUUCAGACUACAAUUUGUUAUCUCAUUUAUGACAAGUUUUAGAUUGACUCAUGACUUUCACUGAAUUUACUGCUCCUACGCAUGCGCGUCAUAUAAUAGUAAAACGCUUUAGUGCAAUCUAACCUAUAAUUAAAAUUUAAUUACAAGUAAAGUGUGUUUUUGUACAAAAAAUGUCCAAAAGGAAAUCAUUCAAGAACUUAUCUAAGAGUCAAAAAAAUAGAAGAAUAAAAAAAGAAUAUGACUCUUUAUUGGAGAUGCCUGGUAGUUCAAGUUGUGAGACUGAAAAAAUAACUGUGAAGGAAGUGAUAAAAUCAAAAACUGAUGGAGAAUAUGCGGAUAAUGUAAAAUUAUUAAAUAAUUUACAAGCAGUUAUCACAAGUGAAAGUGAUGAUUGUAAUAAUGAUGUAGUCAGCUCAGUGGAAUCAGAUGUUAAUGAAGAAACUUCAACAGAAAAUAAUACUUCAACAGAUAAUGAUGAAUUGUAUGAUAUUCCACAAAGUAAGAAAACAAUUGACUUGAAAGAACAGAUGGCACGAUGGAUUUGCCAUUAUAAUGUAACUCAUACAGCAGCAGGAGCUCUAUUAAAGGCAUUUAAUAAAUUAUUAGAUGAUGAUGCAGGAGCACGUAAUCAAUAUAAAAAGAUGAUUCAGAUCAGAGGUGGCAGAGAUGUUAAGAAACAUAUCCGUCAAAUACUAAUCACCAUAUUAAACGACGAUUUGGCAUGCAAACUAUCGUGGACAGGUCAAAAAAAAACGAUCGGAGUCAAAGACAUGAAAUUUGUUGAUGUUUUUGUAGGAAGUACAAAAGGAAGUGGUGCGAAAGUUUCUUUUACUUGACUGAAGCCAUGAUCGCUUCGGAGGCUUGCACCAUUCAUGAGGUCCAGACAAUAAUACAAAGCUGGCUUCAGCAUGCCGGUGAUCGCGUUCGAUACCAUGAAAAAAAACACAA